Hippoglossus stenolepis (Pacific halibut) is the source of this 4936-nucleotide messenger RNA. RefSeq names its product zinc finger and BTB domain-containing protein 12-like. NCBI's taxonomy places the organism in Eukaryota, Metazoa, Chordata, Actinopteri, Pleuronectiformes, Pleuronectidae. The coding region runs from base 334 to 2046 and encodes 570 amino acids. Gene Ontology annotation, molecular function: RNA polymerase II cis-regulatory region sequence-specific DNA binding; DNA-binding transcription factor activity, RNA polymerase II-specific; protein binding. Gene Ontology annotation, biological process: regulation of transcription by RNA polymerase II. The transcript is spliced from 5 exons. The record is from RefSeq and is a predicted model, not a curated record.
UACACACACACACAUACGCUGAUCGGAAGUCAGCGAGCGGGGCCAGCGGUUUGCAGACGAUCCAGGGCGGGGGGGCCGGGGUGCCUCCUCGGAAACAGACCCGGAGUCAGUUGAGCGUCGGCGAGGGGGGGCCCGUGGGGUUUUUUUUGUUGUCACGGGACGAUGCGCCACAAAGAGGCCAAAAAAAAGUAAACACACGGCGAGGUGGGAGAAGCUAGUGGCGACAGGGAUGCUUUAUCCCAAGCUUUAACGACCGCCCCCCCCGGAGACAGAAAGACAGGCUCGUCCCUUUGGAAGACAUCUCACGAAAAGACAGGGAGGACGGUGGGAAAGAUGGAGACGCUUUGUUUCCGGUUGCCGGGUCACGGGGACAAGACCCUGAAGCACAUGAAUUCCCUGAGGUUCCGCCAGCAAUUCUGUGACAUCACCAUUGUGGCUAGCAACAACCAGACCUUCAAGGGACAUAAGGUGGUGCUUGCUGCCUGCUCGCCUUUCUUGAGGGACCAGUUCCUCCUCAACCCGUCCCCGAGGCUUCAGUUGUCAAUGCUGUACAGCGCUCGGGUUGUGUGUGAUCUGCUCCAAUCCUGCUACACUGGCACACUGCAGUUUAACCCAGAGGAGAUCGUCAACUACCUGACGGCUGCCAGCUAUCUGCAGAUGGAGCAUAUUGUGGAGCACUGCCGAGGAGCUCUGAAGAAGUACAUCCAGUUAAAGAACCCCAGUCCACCAAGGGUGACUGCAGAGGAGAGUCUGUCUCAACCAGUGAUCGUCAGUGGCAGCAUUUAUACUAUGGCAUCACCCCCCACCAGCCGACCCUCCCCUGUGGACCCACACAGUCCAGCAGGACGAUCGGUGGAGGACAACAGCGGUGACAUGUCCACUCAGGGCAGCAGUCAACACCACGAUGACAGUCCUGUUCUGGAUGACCCAUGUAUUAGGGUUAAUGCAUCAGACGAGGAGGAAGAGACCAGACCAGGGGACUUUGAUGUGUUUAGAGUGUAUAUAUCCGAAGAGGAGCAGAUGAACAGAAACAGGGAGGAGGAGACGGGAGCUCCCUCUGAUGGACCUCAAGAUGCUUGUUUCCCAGAGACAGAUGGUGUUGUGAUCGGAGGAGAAGGCAGUGAAUACGACUUGGAUCAAACCAAAGUGGAUCUCAGCGCUGGGGGCCUUUCAAUGGAGGGUCUCCGUGCUUUCAGACGCAGACUGUCCGACCCUAAAAUUGGACGGGGCAGAGGGGGUGGCAGGGGGAGGGGUUUAAAGAGGAGAAAGUGGGCGUCAUCUCAAGAGAAAAGACCUCUGGGCAUGGCUCACCAACAGGAUCUGUGGUACCUGGCAACAGCUGGACUCGAAGGGGGUGUUGGGCUGGACUACAACCAGGAAGGGCUGAAGACAGGAAGUUACUUACCAGUCGACUUCCCACAGUUAGACUUCAGUGAGGGCGACACUCAGGGAGAAAAAGUUUCACCACUGGCAGGCAGCAGUUUGAACCAGUAUUCUCUGGAGGAGUCGAGCAGUGGCGCUGGUGAGGGGAGUUCAGGGUUGACGAAUGAAGGAGGGGAUGAGUCCGUCGCAGUUGUGGGGUCCACGUCAAGCGUAUCAGGGCCUGUAAUAUGUGAGCACUGCGGCAUGACUUUCCCCUCCGCUCACUCUCUAGCGGUCCACUCCCGCUCCACGCACCUGCUGUACGUCUGCCCCUGCUGCGGCAAACACUUCCACCACUCGGCCAACUUCACCCGGCACAUGGCCGUGCACCGGGGCGCCGGCAAAACCCACCAGUGCCCCCUGUGUUAUAAGACUUUCACUCAAAAAUCCACACUUAUAGAUCACAUGAACCUCCACAGUGGCGAGCGCCCACACCACUGCGCCUACUGCCACGCCCGCUUCGCUCACAAGCCCGCUUUGCGGCGCCACCUGAAGGAGCAACACGGAAAAACCACCGGGCAAAACUCCCUGUAUGAGCAGGAGGAGAUUGAGAGGGCGAGAGGGGCGGCUGGAAGAAUACGAGAGGAGGAACAAGAAUGUCUGGUGACUGAACAAGUGUCAUAGGCCAAAUUUUUAAACACAGUAAAUUGUCUCAACUAAAGUGCUGUCCAGUGGAGAAAUCACUGACUUUGAGGCCUUUUAAAAUCACAGACUGUGAAAAUGAAAGACCCCAUCACAUGAAAUGUUUAUAGUGAUGGACGUGGGUUUACACCGAGCCAAGCAAUCGUUUCCACAGCAGGCUCGUCAUUGUAGGAAAAGUACAGGUGGUAUGACAGUAGUAGCGGCUCUGAGUCAACAUGAACUGUAGAGGGACCCUGAAACUGAAAAGAGAAAUGGAAUCCAGCCGCUCUCAGUUUCAUUAGACUGUGCUUUUCCUACUGUGACGUGGCAUAGUGUGCCCACUCAUUUUACUGUUUGUAAGAAUAGAUAAAUUCAGAAUAUGAUCUUAAACUUGAAUCUCAGUUGAACAUUAGUGUUAGUGAACAACAGUGGUAUUACCGACCACAGUUAGAGGAGUGUAAAUACAUGAAUUCACAUGUCUCUUCUCCGUUAGAUGUUUCCUGACAUGGCCCAGUGCACAUCAAAGCAGCUACACAGCCACAGUCCUCCCACACGUGUUUCCACUUAAAGAUGCUUGAUUAGACGUCUUAUCAAAAGUGUGACUGUUGUCGACAGACUUUGUCGCUUGUGCCUGAGGGGGGGGCAGGACGGUUAACACCACCAUUGUUAUUUCUACACGGAUUACAGUGCAUCGUGUAGUUUCUACCGGAUUAUUUGAAAACACUACUGUUAAAUACACAAAGACCUUUUAUAAAUCAAAGUGUCUGGUUUCAAAAAAUGUCUUUCUUCCUCUGUAGCACAGCACUAUCCAGGAAGUAAAUUUUUAAAACUGGAACGACGAUAUUUGAAAAUUGGUCUCAGGCUCAUCCAUUAUUUUCUGUACAUACGUCUGUUAGAUCUUCUCUGUUGUCCAAGGCUCCUUAGAAACCUGAUGGAAUCAUCCAGACCAGGAGAUAUCACUCAACAUACAUUAAAAGUUUGUGUUACACUGAAUACACCACUCGUAUAACCGUGUCAAACAGUAUUACAUGUACUUUACUUAGAUGAUGUUGGAAGAAGUAUUCAGAUCCUUUACUUAUGUAAAAAUACACAGUCACAAGCAGAAAACAGCACAGAAGGAGCAGAUCUGGCUAUUCCAUGAAUGAUGGUUUCAUUUGGAGUAUAUAGUAGGUUUUAUAGAUUUUAGUCUGCUAAGCACAGGACCAUAUAUCUGUCAGUUAAAGCCAUAUAUAGGUGCCUGCUCCCCCUCAUGGCAGUUUACACUCUGAUAUUCACAUGUCAAAAGGAACAUAUCAGUCUAAUCUUCUGUGGUUAUUUGUUUUUUUCAGUAGUGGCCCUGACAACAACUUAAAAAGCUAAAUGUUUGCUUUGGGACAUAACUCGUUAGAUGGUAAAUGUCUCAUAUUGUGCCUGUUUCCAUCAAAAACCUUGAAAACACUGUAUUGUUUUUUGUUUUCUUAGUAACUGUUGACAGCCACAAGAUCUGUAUACAGUCAAUCAGACUGAGCCCAACACUUGUUUUAAACUUGCCUUAAAAAAAGAAAAUCACUGGGACGAACUGUGCGGUUUUUAUUUUUAUUGUGUAUUUACAAACAUAACCUGUAGUUAUCUGAAGCUCUUUACUACACUUAACACUGUACUCUACCAUGCUGCCUAUGGUUAUUGUAAUUUACAGUAGCCGUGAAUAUCUGGACGCUUGUUUGUGUAUUAGAGGUUUUGAAAACAAUGUAUUAGGAAUUGAUGUUGGAUAUAUUUCCCACUUUGGCUGUGUCUUUUUGAUAAUGAAUGGAAUUCUCAUUCAGGGUAACAGUGUAUGGAUACUAUUUAUUAUGCUCCAUAUCAAUAUCUUGGGUUUUAAGAGCAAAGCUGUCACAAACCGCAUCACAUACAGAUCAUGUGAAAUACACUUGUCUAUUAUCCAACAGGCUACAGAAGAUUUGUAUUUACCCGACAACUAGCACCAUAAACAACUCAGAAACAGUUCGUUAAAACAAACGUGCCAAAAUACAAAAACAAAUCUUUUCUUCUUCUUCAUCAGAGGAAAUCCUCACUGUACACGACUUGGUUCCUCUUGUCCCUGUAGGAGCCUUUAGUGCUGUUCUGCACAGCUGUGAAAGGAGAGAGACGGUGGUGAAGGUUAGUCCACGCUGUGCAGUCUGAUCGAUGUCUAAACAAACAAUAACAGUGCGGCGCUUACCCAGCGAAGCCCACACUGAUUUGCCGGUGGCAGCGUCCAGCAUGGGCUGCUUCCUGGCGAUGCUGACUUUGAUGUGAACGUCUCCCACCGUGCUGCCGUUCAACUGUGAGACGAAAACAGGGAGGUUGAUUUCAUAUACAGUCGAGAUGAGCUGAGCUUCCUCAAAACUACAGUAAAACUAAAUAAAUAUGAAUAUAAAUGGACGUCAUGAUUGCUUAAUUAAAUUAAAAAAAUUACUUGGGCAUGAAAGUUCAUUCUAAACUGGGAAUGUUGAAAAAAAUACUUUUUGUGUAAAGUGAUUUAAUAAUAUUAAUGUGAAUAUAAAUUUAGUGUCCUGGGGAUUUAAUGUAUAAUUACUAAUUACUCACUUUAAUUUUAACAUAAUAUAUAACUUAUAAUAUAUAAUGUACAUAUUAUAAAAGGUAAGUUAAUGUAACAGAUUGAGAACCUAAAAAUAUCUGCUCAUUUAAGUACUGUACUGUACUGAGCUAUGUCUGUAGGUUUUAUGACAUGAAAUGAGGUUAUACUGAAAUGCUUAAUACAGUAUCUCACUUUUAUAUAUUUAUUUCCACUCUUUCAUUUUUUUUUUUUAAAGUCAGCUGUCUCACUGCUCUGAAUCUGUCUGAACUUUGACAAAUCCUUUUUUUUGGUUGUUGCUUUGUUUUAGAAAAUUAAACAUUGUUUAUAGAGGGAGGA